This is a messenger RNA of Rubroshorea leprosula, 635 nucleotides long. The record is from the annotation of a GenBank genome assembly. Lineage: Eukaryota; Viridiplantae; Streptophyta; Magnoliopsida; Malvales; Dipterocarpaceae.
CAAUUCUGAGAGAAUUUUGAGUUUUGUUGUAUCCUGAAGGAUUUAAAUCCUUAAGAAAAAUGAGAUUACACUUCAGAACAAUUCUUUUAUUCUUCUACCAUUUCUUUUUUUUCUUAACAGCUUCAGUGUUCAUAGCUGAGUUGUGGGGACUUAGAAAAGGUUUUUGACUUUGCAAAGCUUUGGGUCUGACCCGAGUGGUUGUGGAAUUGGACUCACUUAUGGUAGUUCAUUUGAUUAAUAAUAAUGGGGAGCCAGACAAUCCAUCUGCUGCCAUAGUAUUGGACAUAAAAAAUCUGAUGCCGGAAUUUCAGGAUUGUAUUUUGCAGCAUACUCUACAUGAAGGGAAUGCUGCUGCAGACUAUCUUGCUUCCCUGGGACACAAUUCACAGCCAGGUUUCAGUAUUCUAAACACACCACCAGUUGGGUUGCGGCACAUCCUUGCAGGGGAUCAGUUGGGGGCCAGCUUCCUCCGUCCUUAGUUAUUUUUGUUAAGUUGUUUUAGCUUUUGUUACUGAUGUACCAAAAAAAAAAUUCACACAACAAAAUUGCAUUACAUAAUUUCAAAAAAAAAAAAAAAACUCAUGUUACAAAUUUUUGAAUGUUUGAUUUACUACUAAUAAAAUAAGUUACAAGGA